This is a messenger RNA of Adineta steineri, 651 nucleotides long. The record is from the annotation of a GenBank genome assembly. NCBI's taxonomy places the organism in Eukaryota, Metazoa, Rotifera, Eurotatoria, Adinetida, Adinetidae.
AUGACGAAUUCCGGAACAAAACCAAUUUUAUAUUCAUACUAUCGAAGUUCAUGUUCUUAUCGAGUUCGAAUUGCAUUAAACUUAAAAAAUAUAAGUUAUUCUCAGGAAAUAGUUAAUCUUCUUAAAGGUGAAAACAAAACCGAGACUUACAAAAAAUACAAUCCAAAAGGUGAAGUUCCAGCACUUAUUAUUGAUGGAAAAACACUUGUACAAUCGGUUCCUAUUAUUGAAUAUAUUGAUGACACACAUCAAUAUAAACCUCGACUUUUACCGGAAGACUCUUAUAAACGUUAUCAGGCUCGUAUGAUUAGUGAAAUAAUUGCAUCUGGUAUUCAGCCAUUACAAAAUAAUAGUGUUCUUAAACGUGUUGGUGAAGAGAAAAAAACUGAAUGGGCACAUGAUUUUAUAAAAAAUGGACUCGAUGCCCUAGAAAAAGCUCUUGAAGAAUCAGCUGGACGUUACUGUGUAGGUGAUGAAGUUUCAAUAGCUGAUUGUUGUCUUGUACCACAAAUUUACAAUGCACGACGAUUUAAUGUUGAUUUAACACCAUAUCCUAUUAUGACAGCUAUUGAUGAAAGAUUAAGUCACAUUCCUGCAUUCAAACAAGCACAUCCAAAUCAACAACCUGAUUUUCCUGGUGAAGGAAAUUAG